CGCGUAUACGCAAAUGUCAUUCACGUUUUCAAAACAAACAAAAAUCUCGCUCGAGUCGUUUUCUGUUUGUUUUGCAUGUCAAACUAUCGUCCCCUAUUCGUGUAAAUGUCCAAACGCCGGAAUCUGCUCGAUUCCGCUGAGAAGCGACGCUCGCUCCAAAAUGUAGCCGUUGCUCGUGGCCGACUGAAAGGAGCUCUCCAGCAUAUCGUCACCCACACGGACGACGAUGAAUCGAACUCGGACGAUCCCAGCACCAGCCUGCCUUCGAAACGUUCCAAACCAACGCUCCCGGAUGCGAUUCCCAUUCCUCACCAGUCGUACAUUAUGAAGCUGUUUGAUCGUAGCGUCGAUUUGGCCCGUUUCGACGGAUCUAGCCCGUUGUAUCCGAUCUGUCGGGCCUGGAUGCAGAAUCAACCCCGGCUCAAUCCGGGCAGGUUAUCGCGGAUGCCUGUGCCGGUUAAACGCGAGCAUAAUCCAGAAAUGGUUGAACAGUACAGAAACCGUGAGCUGAAGGAAAUCUGGUCCAUGCCAAAGCCGGAACCGGCUGCCAUCGAACGAAUCCCGUCACCUUUGGAGUGCCAAAAAGUGGCUUCGAAGGAUCGAAUCGAUCUGGAAGCGGAGCCCGUGCCGAAGGCUAUUCUAAUGGCGGAACAUAAGCUGCGGUGGGCUGAAAUACGCCGCAAGCGGCAGUUGCAUGCGGAAUGUGUAGGGCAGCGGUAUGCGGCCAGCUUCGAACUGUUGGUUGAAAUGCUGCGCGAGACGACGUGAUUGAGAUAUCUGUAAUUUCAAUAGGUUUAUUCGAUAGAUGUUUUAAAUAUGUAAUCUACUGUAUUCUGAAUGUUCUUGCACGAGAAAAUGCAGAAGACUUUUAUU
Molecule: messenger RNA, 873 nt
Organism: Toxorhynchites rutilus septentrionalis
Lineage: Eukaryota; Metazoa; Arthropoda; Insecta; Diptera; Culicidae
Product: protein lin-37 homolog
Exons: 2
Coding region: 106-768 (220 amino acids)
Biological process (GO): negative regulation of transcription by RNA polymerase II
Cellular component (GO): transcription repressor complex; Myb complex
Source: RefSeq, a predicted model, not a curated record